AUGAGCAAUGCGGAUUUCCUCGGUCGGGCCAUCGAAACGGUCAAGAAGGCCAUUGAGACUGAUACAGCAGGCGAAUAUGAAAAGGCCUACCAGCUAUACUACAGCGCCUUGGAGCUCUUUAUGCUCGCUUUGAAAUGGGAGAAGAACCAGAAAUCCAAGGAAAUGAUUCGUGGCAAGGUCGCCGAAUACAUGGAGCGCGCCGAAAAGCUUAAGCAACACUUGAAUCAAAACGACGCCUCGAAUCGCAAGAAACCAGCAGCGAUGGGUUCAAAUGGCAAGGCAGCAGGCGGGAGUGGCAAGGGUGGAGGUGAUGACGACGAAGGCGAACAGGACGCCGAUUCCAAGAAGCUCCGCGGUGCGCUUGCGGGCGCUAUCCUCUCCGAGAAACCUAACAUUCGGUGGGAGGACGUAGCUGGUCUCGAAGCGGCAAAAGAGGCGCUCAAGGAGGCUGUCAUAUUACCCAUCAAGUUUCCACAUCUAUUCACCGGAAAGAGACAACCAUGGAAAGGCAUAUUGCUGUAUGGACCACCCGGUACUGGUAAAAGUUAUCUGGCAAAAGCUGUUGCGACCGAAGCGAACAGUACCUUUUUCAGUGUAUCCAGUUCGGAUCUUGUGAGCAAGUGGAUGGGUGAAUCAGAACGCCUCGUCAAGCAACUUUUCGGCAUGGCACGCGAGAACAAGCCUUCAAUUAUCUUCAUAGACGAAAUCGAUGCUCUCUGUGGCCCCCGUGGAGAAGGCGAAUCAGAGGCAUCCAGACGUAUCAAGACCGAGUUGUUGGUACAGAUGGACGGUGUAGGCAAAGACUCGAAAGGCGUACUUAUUCUUGGAGCAACAAACAUCCCAUGGCAGCUCGAUUCGGCUAUCCGACGACGAUUCCAACGACGAGUACACAUUAGCUUACCAGAUCUUCCCGCGCGCAUGAAGAUGUUUGAACUUGCGGUCGGAAACACACCCUGCGAACUGAACCAGGCAGACUACAGGAAGCUGGCAGAGCUUAGCGAGGGAUAUUCUGGUUCCGAUAUUUCCAUUGCAGUGCAGGACGCACUCAUGCAGCCUGUACGUCUGAUUCAGACGGCAACACACUACAAGCCUGUCGAAGUCGAUGGCCAAACGAAAUGGACGCCUUGUUCUCCUGGCGACCCACAAGCACACGAGAAAUCAUGGACAGAUCUCGAUGGCGACCAGCUGCUCGAGCCACCUCUAAAGGUCAAGGACUUCAUCAAGGCCAUCAAGGCUUCAAGACCGACAGUUAGUGGUGAGGAUCUGCAGCGCAGUGCUGAAUGGACCAAAGAGUUCGGAAGUGAAGGCGCUUAA
Bipolaris zeicola 26-R-13 is the source of this 1314-nucleotide messenger RNA. RefSeq lists its product as uncharacterized. The record is from RefSeq and is a predicted model, not a curated record. Gene Ontology annotation, molecular function: ATP hydrolysis activity; ATP binding. NCBI's taxonomy places the organism in Eukaryota, Fungi, Ascomycota, Dothideomycetes, Pleosporales, Pleosporaceae. Bases 1 to 1314 code for a protein of 437 amino acids. Gene Ontology annotation, biological process: endosomal transport; vacuole organization. The transcript is spliced from 4 exons.